This is a messenger RNA of Paramecium pentaurelia, 1053 nucleotides long. The record is from the annotation of a GenBank genome assembly. NCBI's taxonomy places the organism in Eukaryota, Ciliophora, Oligohymenophorea, Peniculida, Parameciidae.
AUGAUUAAUGAAUAAACUAUUUAAGAUAUGGUACCAUACAUAUGGCCAGAGGAUUAUGAUGAUCGUCUCUAAUUUAGUUUGGAUUUGAAAUAGGAAUUUUUAAAUUUCAUAGUUUUAUGUCCUUAGCUAAAGGAUUACGUAUUAUAAACAAUGUAGAAAAUCUCAGAAGAAGCUCCAUAUUUGGAUCUAUAAGAGAUAUUCCAAAUUGAUUAAGACAAAACUCAUAAAUUAUACAAAGUUCUAUACCCUCUUCACUCCAACAAUACAUUAAUUGAUUUCAAAUAACCAGUUUCAAUCAAAGCCCUUUAAAAAUUGAUAUCUGAUUCAUAUAGGUUGUUUAAUCGAAGCUUCCUAGACUACUAAUGCAAAUUAGUUACCUAUGCAAAGUAUUAUAAAGCAUCUGUCUCUAUAUUCAAGAAAUCCAUCAAUCAAAUGUAUAUAGAUUACAAUACAUUAAAUUUUGUUUGUUCUUGUGCUACUAAGUAGUGCAUUACUUUAAAUAGAUUAUGGAAAGAUUAUGAUGAUACCUCUGAGAAAUACAAGAAAUUGUAGUUAUCUCUUUAAAAAUUGGAACAAAUGUAAAAACCAGAUGAUCUUACUCAUUAUUUCAAUAGAUAAUAACUCAUACUUAUUUAUACACUCUUUAGUCUUAUGUAAUGUGAGCAAACAAUUGCUAUUCAAUUAGGGGAAUAGUAUAUACCCUUACAACAUUCACCUCUUGAACCUCACUUCGAGGAAUAGACAGAAGAUUUCUCUUGGAAUAUCAAUGGAUUUUCUUAAAUUAGAGAUUAUUUUCCUAAAUUGGCACAUAAACUCAAUAAAAGAAUGAAAAUCCUUAAAGACUUUCCUCUAUUCACUAUUCAAGAUCGUAUUAAAAUCUAUUAAUAUACCUAACAUUAAUUAGGUUAUAAAAAAAUCGAUGAUAUUCAUGUAAUCUAACAAUAAAACAUAAGUGACAUCCUAAAUUAUAGAUAAGCAAACUGUGAUGUAGAAUUAAUACUUCUAGUUGCAAAUGCUAAAUGCUAUACACAAAUACUCUAUUCAUUGAUUUGA